AUGUCCACCCGAAGAUGGUACGAGUGGCGUAUGGCUCUUUCCUUCCACCCAGUCGCUGGUCUAGAACCCAGUGUGCCACUGGCACGUCACAUCCUAUUAGCAAAUCGACUUCGCAAGAGUCAGCUUCUUCAAAACGUAGAUCUCGUAGGUGCGGCCAGCGCGUUGCUAACUCCCCAAUUGGCAUUGGCAGGUCGGCGAUGGUGA
Molecule: messenger RNA, 204 nt
Organism: Echinostoma caproni
Lineage: Eukaryota; Metazoa; Platyhelminthes; Trematoda; Plagiorchiida; Echinostomatidae
Source: the annotation of a GenBank genome assembly